AUGGCAACUGAAAAAGCACCUGAAACUUCGUCCGCCUCCAAGAGCGAUGUCGAAGUAUUCCAACUUGAAACACUUUCCUUAAAUUACCUACAAAGUCAAAAUAUUUCAACAAUUCCGGAUGAUAACAACAUACCAAAACUCCACCCGUGCAAGCUCUUCAAUAAAGCUAUACUUAAUUUCCGAUUCAAAGCUUUCACUGUGUUGUGUUCCGGUAUUGAGCUUUUUAAAGAAGAAACCGCACUUGCUUCUGGAGAAUGUGGGGUGCUGCCCAAAAGUCCGGAUAAAGGGGUGGCCUCCCAGCAAUUAAAUGUAACCAUUACUGACGAAGAUGAUAAUGGCGGUUUUGAGAUUAUGCGAAGUAUGGGGUUAAUAGAAGAGGAUGAAGUUACAGCUGAGCAAACAAAACAAGUUAAUACAAAGGAUCAAACAAUAGUCCUUACUGUGAAUAAUUCUAUCUCUAUGCAAGAUUAG
Molecule: messenger RNA, 471 nt
Organism: Acaulospora morrowiae
Lineage: Eukaryota; Fungi; Glomeromycota; Glomeromycetes; Diversisporales; Acaulosporaceae
Source: the annotation of a GenBank genome assembly